Molecule: messenger RNA, 889 nt
Organism: Spinacia oleracea (spinach)
Lineage: Eukaryota; Viridiplantae; Streptophyta; Magnoliopsida; Caryophyllales; Amaranthaceae
Product: cold shock protein 2
Exons: 1
Coding region: 184-717 (177 amino acids)
Molecular function (GO): zinc ion binding; nucleic acid binding
Source: RefSeq, a predicted model, not a curated record
UAAUAAUAAUACAAUAAUUAUAACUGUAAUAAUAAUAGAGUACUCUCUAAUACAAUUGUGCACAGAACAGGGGCUGAUUCUGAAUUUCUGAUAGUAUGAUCAUUUUAUGGCCCCAUAUUAUCCAAAUAUAAAAAGAAAUGUUGAAAUUUGAGAGUAUCUAGAACACUCUAAUUCAUUAAAAGAAUGGCGGAAGGAGAAGGUGAAGAAGGAAGCAAGAGAUUAAGAGGAACAGUGAAGUGGUUCAACGGUUGGAAAGGCUUCGGCUUUAUUACCCCGGAAUCCGAUCAACAACCCUCUGAUGAUCUCUUUGUUCAUCAGACUUCCAUCAAAUUCGAUGGAUUUCGGACUCUUUACGACGGUCAAAGGGUGGAGUUUCAGGUGGAGGUCGCCGAAGAUGGAAUAAACAGAGCCACCGAUGUGGUCCCUCUAGGAAGAAACCGCCGCAGUGCUUCCACUGGGGCGGUGGAGUGUUAUAAUUGUGGCCAAAUUGGUCAUUUUGCUAAGGAUUGUUACGCUGCUCCUGCUGAUGGAGGAAGGGGCCAGGGAUUCAGUAGCUCCCGCGGCGGCGGAGGGAGAUUUGGAAGAGGGCGUGGUGGUGGUGGUGGUGGGACGAGAGGGGGAUACUAUGGUGGUGGACGUGGUGGUGGUGGCAGAGGAAGAGUGGACUGCUUCAAUUGUGGAGAGGAAGGUCACUUUGCCAGGGAUUGUCCCAAUUAAUCUGAUUUCAGUUUGUGAUUAUCUCCUUUCUUGUUCGGUUUUUGCAAGCUUCUUAUUCUGCUAAAUAUUUUUUAUUUUUUUGUAACCACACUCGGAUUGUUUAUAGAAUUCUCAUACAUAUUCUGUACUACCAUCUUGCUUCAUAUAUUUUGUCAAUAAGUUUUUAGGACUA